AUGGCAGAAGUUAUGGGCGGUAGAAACACCCUCUUCAGAUUCUUCUCAAGAUCACUUCCAGGUAUCAACCACGAAAGAGACACCAGAUGCAAGAUCUGUGGCCACCUAUUCAGAGACCCUUAUUCUCACCUCUUCACUCUAUGCCAAGAUAUCCUAGAUAUUGAAAAAACCAUCAUAUCAACAGUUAACAAAUUAUCAUUCAUCAAAAUCCAAAGAUGGUCAAUGGAUACCUUAGACAUAUCAAAAUACAACAGAACUGAGAGAAUCUUCCCCAAUCUCAUAGGAAUAAUAGCACACCAAUUAUGGAAGAUAAUCUGUCACAAAUUGUUCAACACUGAUGAAAGCAAACCAGAGCCAAAAUUCGAGCAAAAGGUCAUAGAAACAGAAUUACUAAAUCUCAUCGAAACUGAAAAAUUCAUCACACUAAAGAAAAUCAAACACGACGAAGCAAUACUAAAAAACACCAAUCAAGAUCUUCACAAAUACAAAUUCAACAAAGCCUGGCAAACCCCAGCAGCUCCGAACCCUCUUCCAAUUUAA
Molecule: messenger RNA, 540 nt
Organism: Dictyostelium discoideum AX4
Lineage: Eukaryota; Evosea; Eumycetozoa; Dictyosteliales; Dictyosteliaceae
Exons: 2
Coding region: 1-540 (179 amino acids)
Source: RefSeq, a predicted model, not a curated record